UACAUAAACAAACCUGAAAUAUUUAUUUGCGCUCAUCUUCAGUUCAGCAAUUGCGUCGGAGGUUUCGCGCGCAGCUCUUCAGAGAUGGACGUGAGUCACGGAUCCUCGGACACAUUUUCCGAAAUCAUCGAGCUAAAUGUUGGAGGGCAAGUUUACGUUACGCGGCAUUCAACUUUACUCUCCGUGCCCAAUUCUUUACUCUGGACCAUGUUUUGUCAGAAAAAACCAAAGGAACUUACGACAGACAGCAAAGGACGCUUCUUUUUGGACAGGGACGGCUUUCUGUUCAGGUAUAUUUUGGAUUACUUGCGGGACCAGACUCUGGUGUUGCCAGAUUUCUUUAAGGAGAAGGCGAGCCUGCUUAAAGAGGCAGAAUACUUCCAACUUCAGGAGCUGGCGAAACUCCUAAGACCGGCGGUCACUAAGGAGAACUCCGUCAGCGAGGAGGUGUGCCAGAGCGACCCGGAGGAGGCUGCUCUCUCCAGCGAGCUCGCUGGCACCGGCCUUCGCUCACCGACUCUGGAAGCGAAAAAAGCUGGCUACAUAACCAUCGGGUACAGGGGGUCCUACACCAUAGGACGAGACAUCCAACAGGAUGCCAAAUUUCGACGCGUGGCCAGGAUAACCGUGUGCGGCAAAACGUCUCUCGCCAAAGAAGUUUUCGGGGACACACUGAACGAGAGCAGAGACCCAGACAGACCCCCGGAAAGAUACACCUCUCGGUAUUACCUCAAGUAUAAUUUCCUGGAGCAAGCCUUUGACAGGUUGGCAGAAGUGGGCUUUCACAUGGUCGCAUGCAGCUCCACGGGCACCUGUGCGUACGCGAGUAACGACCCCAGCGAGGACAAAAUCUGGACUAGUUACACCGAGUAUGUGUUUUGCAGGGAGCAAUAGGGACUUUCGUUUGGACAUUUUGUAACUGUUGCUUCACUUGUUUGAAACGCACCUUAAUCCGUUACGCAUCACGAAAGUGCAACGAUGUCAACAUGAGAAAUAUAGAACUCUGUAAACUUUGAGAAAGUUUUAUGUCAAAUAUAUAUUGUGUAAGUAACGUUUUAAGAACAAACUGAUCUGUUGUCUGUUUCCUAGAAUACAAACAUAUUUACCAGCCACAGAUGGCAAUGUUUAGUGUUCAGAGACUGGGAGAAAACAUAAGCCUACAUUAAGUGAUAUGGCCUUAUAAGAAGAAGAAUACAUAAGUCAAUCUUAUAGCAUUCACAUGUCUAAUACUUCAUUGUAUCAAUUGUUUAUUCCUAAAUUUAUCAGUUUCCCUCAUAUCAUGUGGAAUUUUGAUCCUCAUCAUUUCUUUAGACUCUAGAAAACUCACAUAGACUCUAGAAAAAAGGCUGGGUUAUUUAACCCAAGCAUUGGGUAAAAUACUGACAAGGUUGGGUAAAAAUAACUCAGACAUGUUUAUAUCUGAGCCAACAAUGAGUUAAAACAACCCAGCAUCUUAAAUUACAACCCACUGGGUUGGGUUAGUCCCUUUUUGACCAAAGCUGUGUUGAAAUUUUUUUUAGAGUGAACUUAAGCUCAAGGAACACAAUAAACAAUGUUAGAAUUAUUAUAUGUCAUUCCUAUAAUAAUCCAUAUAGACAGCAACCUGUUGCAUAACAAAUCUAUACCUACCCCCUGCUUUCACUAACCCUUUACAGUUUUUUUCGAUUGCUAAACGACAGUGGGCACAACUGGAGCUACAUGUGCAAAACUCUAACUACAGUCUGCACUACCAAAAGUCACCUGAGCACAACUCUUAACAUAUGGCUCAAAACAGCUCCGUGCAGCCAAACACUAAACACAACCCUCACUGAGAUAACACACACUGUCACUCACAACACACUGAGAGGAAAAACACUAACAUCAAACACCAAUACACAAAAUACUAACUUUAUAUCUUUACAGUUUUAACAAUUUCAGUGAUGUCACACCAAGUAAUGUUUUCUUUAAAGAAUGAUUUAUUUAUUGAUUUAUCACAAUAUUUUUUUUAGAACAUCAUAAUUUUUUAGGGUAAAUGAAAAUUAGCAGUUUGCUUCAGUUGUCUGUAGUAAUUUACGGAAUUACAGUAAUGAGAAAAAAGGUAGAAACUUAAAGUACAUGAAAGGUAAUAUUAUAUAUAAAUGAAAUAUAUAUAUGAAAUUGGAAUUUAUAUUUAUAUGAAAUUGCAAUCAGCAGUUUUUGAAAGGCACAAGGCUGAAAUCAAUUGUGUUUUGAAUGUGUGAUUCACAGUUUUGACAGCAGUGUGUUAGCAUUUGAACAAAGUGCUGUAAAUCCACAGUGUUGUGCAGGUUGUGAUUAAAGUCAUGGAAUAAGUGUGUAAAGUUUUGAAAACUGUGUUCAAACAAUGAAAAACGAACUAGAGUUUGGUCCACAUGAACUGCUGCUGUGCAGACUGUAGUUAGAGUUUUGCACAUGUGACUCCAGUUGUGCCCACUGGCGUUUAGCAAUCGAAAAAAACUGUAAACCCUCUCAUUGAUAAGAUCAUGGUGGUUUUUGGUGUUUGUUUGGUGUCUAACGUAUCACACCUUUACCUUUAAAUCUUCUGUCAGCUUUACACAGCAUAAACAAAUUAUAAAAGA
Messenger RNA from Paramisgurnus dabryanus, 2576 nucleotides. RefSeq names its product potassium channel tetramerisation domain containing 12.2 (gene kctd12.2). Gene Ontology annotation, cellular component: signaling receptor complex; presynaptic membrane; postsynaptic membrane. Lineage: Eukaryota; Metazoa; Chordata; Actinopteri; Cypriniformes; Cobitidae. Gene Ontology annotation, biological process: regulation of G protein-coupled receptor signaling pathway; protein homooligomerization. Gene Ontology annotation, molecular function: protein binding. The record is from RefSeq and is a predicted model, not a curated record.